This is a messenger RNA of Echinops telfairi (small Madagascar hedgehog), 2769 nucleotides long. It is a transcript of the gene ITIH2, whose product is annotated as inter-alpha-trypsin inhibitor heavy chain 2. The transcript has 19 exons. Lineage: Eukaryota; Metazoa; Chordata; Mammalia; Afrosoricida; Tenrecidae. The record is from RefSeq and is a predicted model, not a curated record. Bases 108 to 2714 code for a protein of 868 amino acids. Gene Ontology annotation, biological process: hyaluronan metabolic process. Gene Ontology annotation, molecular function: serine-type endopeptidase inhibitor activity.
CAAAACGACCAUCUCCCUCUCUUGUUCUUUGACCUGGGUUCAGUAGGAAGAGGCGGAAUUCUCCACGGCCAUCUGGCCUGGGAAGCCUGGCAGAGCCGGCUCCCAGAAUGAAAGGACUCCUCUGCUUGUUUUCCUGGCUAUUUCUUUCCGAGGCUCAAGGCUUGGAAAUCCCCACAAAUGGACUUCCUGAAUUUGCCGAAUAUGGAGAUCUUGUGGAGCUCGCCCCAGGAAAAUUUCAAUUUGUACCAGAGAACCGGAGGUAUCAGAGAAGUGUUUCUGGGGAAUCCGGAGAAGCGAUGGAAGAUGUUGAUCAAGUAACACUUUAUAGUUACAAAGUCCAAUCCACUAUUACGUCUCGUAUGGCCAAUACUAUCAUCCAGAGCAAAGUGGUCAACAACUCCCCACUGCCUCAGAAUGUCGUAUUUGACGUGCAGAUUCCCAAAGGAGCCUUCAUUUCCAAUUUCACCAUGAGUGUAGAUGACACGAAGUUUACCAGCUCCAUUAAGGAGAAAACGGUGGGCCUGUCACUCUAUGCCCAGGCGAGAGCAAAAGGCAAGACCGCUGGAUUGGUGAGGAGCAGGGCCCUUGAUAUGGAGAACUUCAAAACUGAAGUCAACAUCCUCCCUGGAUCAAAGGCACAGUUUGAACUUCAGUACCAGGAAGUGAAAUGGAGGAAGCUGGGCUCCUAUGAACACAGGAUUCAUCUGCAACCUGGGCGACUGGUCAAACACUUGGAGGUGGAUGUGUGGAUUAUUGAACCUCAGGGAAUGCAAUUCGUUCAUGUCCCAGACACAUUCGAAGGUCAUUUUGAUGGAGUCCCUGUCAUAUCUAAAGGAAACCAGAAGGUGCACAUCUCCUUCAAGCCCACAGUAGCACAGCAAAGAAAGUGCUCCAACUGCUCAGAGACCGCUGUGGACGGAGAGCUGGUGGUGAUGUACGACGUGAAUAGAGAAGAGAAAGCUGGCAAGCUCGAGGUAUUUAACGGAUAUUUUGUUCACUUCUUUGCUCCUGAAAACCUGGAACCAAUUCCUAAAAACAUCCUCUUCGUCAUUGAUGUCAGUGGCUCGAUGUGGGGAGUUAAAAUGAAACAAACUGUGGAAGCCAUGAAGACCAUAUUGGAUGACUUAAGAGCUGAAGACCAAUUCUCUGUGGUUGAUUUCAACCACAACGUUCGAACCUGGAGAAAUGAUUUGAUUUCAGCCACUAAAACCCAAGUUGCAGACGCAAAGAAAUAUAUUGAGAAAAUCCAGCCCAAUGGAGGAACCGUAGGAGAACUUAAAUUGUCAAAAAUUCAGAAAAAUGUGAAGCAGAACAUACGAGACAAUAUCUCCUUGUUCAGUUUGGGGAUAGGAUUCGAUGUUGACUAUGAUUUUUUGAAGAGACUCUCUAAUGAAAACCGUGGGAUUGCUCAAAGGAUAUAUGGAAACCAGGACACGUCUUCCCAGCUCAAGAAAUUCUACAACCAGGUCUCCACUCCAUUGCUCCGGAACAUUCAGUUCAACUAUCUCCAUCCAGCUACGGAUGUCACCCAAAACAGUUUCCAUAACUAUUUUGGAGGCUCGGAGAUUGUGGUCGCAGGAAAGGUUGACCCGACCAAUUUGAAGCCAGUAGAGAGCAUCAUCACCGCAACCUCGGCCAGCACAGACCUAGUCUUGGAAACCCUGGGCCAGAUGGAUGACUUAGAGGACUUCCUAUCAAAAGACAAGCAUGCAGACCCUAAUUUCACCAAGAAGUUGUGGGCCUAUCUCACAAUCAACCAACUUCUGGCUGAACGGAGCCUGGCUCCGACCGCUGUAGCCAAGAAGAAAAUUACGAGAACAAUCCUGCAGAUGUCCCUGGAGCAUCAUAUCGUGACCCCGCUGACUGCGAUGGUGAUUGAGAAUGACGCCGGGGAUGAGCGGAUGCUGGCAGACUCUCCGCCACACGAUUACGCCUGCUGUUCAGGUGCUCUUUACUACGGCAGCAGAGUUCCUCCAACUGCAAUCCCGUCUUGGGCCAAUCCUUCCCCAACGUCUGAGGUUCCACUGCAUGCAAUGGGAGCGCAGGUCCUUGAGGCAACACCUCCUCCUCAUGUGAAUAGAGAAUUAUACCCACUCAAAGUGGUAGCAUUUAUUUGUUUUUGUUAUUAUAAGGAGUUCUACUGGAAGUGUAAAGAAAGUGUUGAACUGCUAACAUGGCGUGUUACAAGAGCUGUAAGAGGCCCCAAUAAAAUGGUCUUUAAACCAGCAAGCAAACAAAGUCUGUUCUGCUGCAGUCAAUUCCCUUGUGGCUUUCACACUAGGCUGCUUGUCUCAGUGAAGAAAGGGAAGUCCGUGACUCUCACCCUGGAUCAAGAGAUGUCCUUUACAGUUUUGCUGCAUCGUGUUUGGAAGAAACAUCCGAUCAAUGUAGACUUUUUGGGGAUCUACAUUCCCCCCACAAACAAGUUUUCACCCAGUGUGCACGGACUAAUAGGCCAGUUCAUGCAUGAGCCCAAGAUACAUGUUUUCAAUGAGAGACCGGGAAAGAACCCUAAGAAGCCAGAGGCAAGCAUGGAAGUGAAAGGACACAAGCUGACUGUCACCAGAGGCUUACAGAAAGACUACAGAGCUGAUAUAGUCUUUGGAACGGACGUGCCCUGCUGGUUCGUGCAUAACAGUGGAAAGGGUUUCAUCGAUGGACAUUACAAGGAUUACCUGGUGCCGCGGCUCUAUAGUUAUCUUAAAAGGCCGUAAGAGUUUUCUAAAUAAAGUUUUGGAAUUCAUUUGUAUAAAUACAAUUUUUCCCUGA